GGCCAAGUCGGUUACUUACUGGGCAGGAGGUGGGGGCCGGGCUCCCGCUGGGCUCGUGUGUUCUGCGCCCGCCGAGGCGGUGCCGAGCCCGCUGGCUCCUGAUUGUCCUUUACGGCGGCUGCGGUCUCUGUCUCUUUGCCUCCCGACCCGGGGCUGCAGGGACCAGAGCGGUCGCGCCUCCCGCGGGCCACGGCUGCCCAGAGCAGAAACGGCCUGCUUGAUAUAUAAAUCUUGGUCGACAGCGUGGCUGCAGGCCUCUGGACUAGAAUUCUCCGUGGCUUUCUAAGUGGAGAGUGUCUGGUGUGCGCUGUCCUGGCCUGCGGCUUGCAUCAUGCCAGCCUUGUCAACAGGAUCUGGGAGUGACACAGGUCUGUAUGAGCUGUUGGCUGCUCUGCCAGCCCAGCUGCAGCCACAUGUGGAUAGCCAGGAAGACCUGACCUUCCUCUGGGAUAUGUUUGGUGAAAAAAGCCUGCAUUCACUGGUAAAGAUUCACGAAAAACUCCACUACUACGAGAAGCAGAACCCCGUGCCCAUCCUCCACGGCGCAGCGGUCUUGGCCGAUGACCUGGCUGAAGAGCUUCAGAACAAGCCAUUAAACAGUGAGAUCAGAGAGCUGUUGAAACUACUGUCAAAACCCAAUGUGAAGGCUUUGCUCUCUGUACAUGAUACUGUGGCUCAGAAGAAUUAUGAUCCUGUAUUACCGCCGAUGCCGGAUGAUAUCGAUGAUGAAGAAGACUCAGUAAAAAUCAUUCGUCUGGUCAAAAAUAGAGAACCCCUGGGAGCUACCAUUAAGAAAGACGAGCAGACUGGAGCCAUCGUUGUGGCUAGAAUCAUGAGAGGAGGUGCUGCGGAUAGAAGUGGUCUUAUACAUGUUGGUGAUGAACUUAGGGAAGUGAAUGGGAUUCCAGUCGAGGAUAAAAGGCCUGAGGAAAUAAUUCAGAUUUUGGCUCAGUCUCAGGGAGCAAUUACCUUUAAGAUUAUACCCAGCAUCAAAGAGGAGACUCCAUCUAAAGAAGGCAAGAUGUUUAUCAAAGCCCUCUUUGACUAUGACCCUAAUGAGGAUAAAGCAAUUCCAUGUAAGGAAGCUGGGCUUUCUUUCAAAAAGGGAGAUAUUCUUCAGAUUAUGAGCCAAGAUGAUGCAACGUGGUGGCAGGCAAAGCACGCGGAUGAUGCCAAUCCCAGGGCGGGCUUGAUUCCCUCAAAGCAUUUCCAGGAAAGGAGAUUGGCUCUGAGACGACCAGUACUAGUUCAGCCCUUGAAAGUUUCCAACAGGAAAUCAUCUGGUUUUAGGAGGAGUUUUCGUCUUAGUAGGAAAGAUAAGAAAACAAAUAAGUCCAUGUAUGAAUGCAAGAAGAGUGACCAGUACGACACCGCUGAUGUGCCCACAUAUGAGGAAGUGACGCCGUAUCGGCGGCAAACGAAUGAAAAAUACCGGCUUGUAGUCCUGGUUGGUCCCGUGGGAGUAGGUCUGAAUGAACUGAAACGAAAGCUGCUCAUCAGCGACACCCAGCACUACGGUGUGACAGUGCCCCACACAACCAGAGCAAGAAGAAGCCAGGAGAGCGAUGGUGUGGAAUAUAUUUUCAUUUCCAAGCAUUUGUUUGAGACAGAUGUACAAAAUAACAAGUUUAUUGAAUACGGUGAAUAUAAAAACAACUACUAUGGCACAAGUAUAGACUCCGUGCGGUCUGUCCUCGCUAAAAACAAAGUUUGUUUGUUGGAUGUUCAGCCUCACACAGUGAAGCAUUUAAGGACCCUAGAAUUUAAGCCCUACGUGAUAUUUAUAAAGCCUCCAUCAAUAGAGCGCUUGAGGGAGACAAGAAAAAAUGCAAAGAUUAUUUCAAGCAGAGAUGACCAAGGUGCUGCAAAGCCUUUCACAGAAGAAGACUUUCAGGAAAUGAUUAAAUCUGCACAGAUAAUGGAAAAUCAGUAUGGUCAUCUUUUUGACAAAAUCAUAGUAAAUGAUGACCUCACCGUGGCAUUCAAUGAGCUGAAAACAACUUUUGACAAAUUAGAGACAGAGGCCCACUGGGUUCCAGUGAGCUGGUUACAUUCGUAACUGAGGGAAACUCCCACGAUCAGCAUUUUGUAGAGUGCAUGAUGAAAUCAGUUACUGUCCCGGUGGCAGGGUUUGUUAGUCUAUGUCACUGCUGUAGACAUGCAGUCUUGCUUAAAACUGAAUGUUGGUUUUGUUUGUAUCUUUCUCCAGCCUUACUUCAAGCACAGUAUUUGAGUAGAAGAUCCAGAAUCAAAAUUUGCAUAGUACCAUCUUUUGAGCAGAGCUUUUGAACCUUUUGGUUGUCUUUAACAUACAGCUGUAUCUCCAAGGGGAGGUUGGACUUUUCAGGGAGAAACAGCCAGGGAACUGAUACUGGAGUUGUGCUUCGUUGGGUCUCAGAUGUGGUCCCUCCAUCAAGUCUGGACGCUCACAGCUGAAGGUAUGACCUUCACAGCCGUGAGCAGCUCCAGGCAAACAGGACAGCUUUGCCCUUCUUCGGAUGGGUCACUAGGCUCACCUGGGCUGACAGUAAGGCAUCCUCUUACUAUUCUAAAAGCGCAACCUUUUUCUUACAUAUCUACAAUAUAGUCAGUGUAUUUAAGGAAUUAUGACACAUUUGCCUUAGUGAGUGGCCUGCAUGUCAUAGCUUGAGAAGGCCUCUUAGGACUAUGGAUCAGUGUCCCAAAUAUUUAAUGAGGGAAGGUAAAACUUUUUUAAAUGAUUAUAUUUGUCACUAAAAGCCCUUCCUUAAUGGGAUUAGUCUUUGUAAGUAAGGUUGGUGUUCUCUUGGGGCAAGUCAUGAUUACAAAGGACAUUUUUAUUUAUAAAUCAUCAGACAGGAUUUCUGCAGUCACCAUCCAAUAAAUCAUAAGAAUGUGAUUCCUAUUCCAAAAGUAGGUGUUUUACCUGUUACCAAUACAGUUAAAAUGUGAUCGAUUUUCACACGUGCAAUUGAUUUUAAAUUGAUGUUAACUUACCUCUUCAUCAUCAAAAUAAUUCUUAACACUAGUCAGGUGCCAUCCUAAUCUUACCAUUUUUAAAGAAUUAUAAGAAAGACUCUGUAUUAUAUUUAGAUGGUUCUCAUUUUUGCUUGUUGCUACUGAACUUCAGCAAAUAAAUCACAUAGCUCAAGAUACUAGAAAGGGCCGUAAGUUAUGUAAGAGAACGCCUUGCCAUUCUUCCGUGCACUAAGACCCUGCCACUCAAAAACCAUUGCAUCUGUGACUUUCAAACAGAAAAUAUUUUUUGUUGAUUUGUAGAGUUUAGAUGUCAUGUUUAAAGAAAAAAUAGAAUGUAGUGAAAUUUUAUAUAUUUAUGAAAUCUCCCAAAGGCAUAUUUUUUUAAUCAAAUGGAGCUAUUCAUAAAUUGUAUGUAAAGAUGUCAUAAUUUAAAAUAGUUUUAUAAGUCAGGGUCAACAUUCCAUGUAAAUAUUUGACCUUUGUUCAUACACAGAUCGAUCCUCAAGUGUUAAACGCGCACCACUCAUUUGGUAGCGCUAUCCGCUGGGUUUCCUUCAGACAUGUCAGAGUUUAUGUUAGAAACAGAGACAAAAACUACUGCAAUGGCCUUGAUACACACACACUAAAACAGUCAGACUAAGUGUUACCUAACAUGAUCCAAACAGUGAGUUCUAAGUUUAUAAACCCAACAGCAAGCCAUUUAGUUUUUUAAAAGAGUGGGGAAGAGGGCUGCCGGACUUAAAGUUAUAGGGCUGCUCUAAGAAAAUACAAGUCUUACACAGAGUUUGGGCAGAGGAGACUCCUCUUUGAACGCUGGCUAAAAAUCUCCUGUAAAUCAAAAUCUCCUCUACAAAGAGUAAUGGGAAAUGUGUAAUUAAUUAUCUAGGCAAUUGUCUGAAUACUUUCGGCGUCCAAAUUCUUUACUGCGGGGGUAGAGGGUAGCGGAACGGGGUGGAAACAGAGUCCUUGUGGCUGUUGGUAGCGAUGGGGUGUUAAUACGAAAUGUAAGUGUCCAGACCUCUCUCCCUUUUCACACUAGGACUGAACAAGGGGUUUUUUGUUUGUUUUUAAUGAAAAGAUGCCCCUUAGCAAUUUGGGAAAUACUAGGUACAUGGCUUUGCAAGUGAUGCUUACAUGGCCAUUUUGAUGUCUAGAAACUGAGUAAAGCAGCGCCAGGGGCUCGCUGAUAACUACUGCAGAAGGCCCAAGACCUGCGUCUGCAGCCAGACCCCCUCCUCCUUCAGCAAGGAGACGCACACGGUGCCCCUCACUGUACUAGUUCGGCUGGCUCCCAAGACCAUGUCAGCCACUAUUUGAGAGAAGAGGAAUGUUUAUAUUUUUAAGUCCAUAUAUUUAAAAUCCAAGAUCAGAAAAUUCUGUAUUCCCAUGAUCACCAGUUGGAGAUCCCAGCUGGAGUCCAUUAGAAAGAGGUGAAAUUGAAAUAUUUUUUCCCGUUGUUUUACUUACUCAUAUAGACGUUCUUAAUAGCUGUAAGGCUGACAUUCCUGGCAUUAUAUAAUGAUUGAAUGUAUCUGAAUCAUAAUAACUUAAAAUGGACAAACCUGUAAUCUUUACAGAUUUAAAAAAAACUGUUAGUAAAAGCUUCUUGAAGGUCUAGAUUUCUAUUAAUUUAUUUUCUUUUUGACUGCUAAGGAUUUCUAAAUAAAUGUAAUGGAAAACCUUUGAUCUUAAUAAAGUAGCUUCAGAGGACAUGUGCACUUGCACAAUGUUCUUGCACUUGGG
This is a messenger RNA of Lutra lutra (Eurasian river otter), 4701 nucleotides long. RefSeq names its product MAGUK p55 scaffold protein 7 (gene MPP7). The record is from RefSeq and is a predicted model, not a curated record. Gene Ontology annotation, molecular function: protein binding. Gene Ontology annotation, biological process: protein localization to adherens junction. NCBI's taxonomy places the organism in Eukaryota, Metazoa, Chordata, Mammalia, Carnivora, Mustelidae. Gene Ontology annotation, cellular component: cell-cell junction; plasma membrane.